Messenger RNA from Purpureocillium takamizusanense, 330 nucleotides. RefSeq lists its product as uncharacterized. The transcript has a single exon. The coding region runs from base 1 to 330 and encodes 109 amino acids. Lineage: Eukaryota; Fungi; Ascomycota; Sordariomycetes; Hypocreales; Ophiocordycipitaceae. The record is from RefSeq and is a predicted model, not a curated record.
AUGGUUCGGAUGAGACACCUGCGGCGGUCGCAGCCGGCCCAGCCGGUGGUCCAGCAAGCCGCUUCGGUGCCGGUACCAGCUCUCGGCCCUGUUGCAGCAAGGACUCCAGCUCCCAUUCAACCUCCCCUUCAGACGCCGAGUCAGGCACCGGCGGACCCGAUUGCGCUCGCGCCCUUGCGGUCCACAAACCGGCUGCGUAUACCUACAGAGCUGCCUGGUCUUGGGUCGGCCUUGGCUGGGGGGCCAUCCGUUGUGGCCGGGGUCAAGCGCAGGGCUCCCGGCAACCUGGACUUGGCGGACGUUGAGGUCAUUGAUCUGACGGGCGACUAG